CCGGUCCCCCCAUCGCGGUUAACAUCCCGGUUCCCCAUCCCUGUGUCCCUGGUUCCCCAUUCCCGGUACUCCCAUCCCCAGUCCCUCCCGGUUCUCCAUCCCUACUCCCCCAUUCCCGGUGCCCCCAUCCCCGGCACCUCCCGGUUCCCGGUUCCCCAUCCCCAGUCCCCCCCGGUUCUCCAUCCCUAUCCCCCCAUUCGCGGGUCCCCAUCCCGGUCCCCUCCAUCCGCAGCCGCUCCCGGUGCCGCCGCCCCUCCCUGGCCCCGGUUCCCGGUUCCCGGUUCAUACUGCAGUGGGCGAAGCCCAGGACCUGCCCCAUGGCGGCGGCCCCGGCAUGAGGCUCCCGGUUCCCCUCGGCCCCGUUAUCCUCGGGCCGGCCCCGCCGCCCAUCACCGUUCCGCCAUGGCGGGGCCCGCGGCAACGGCGGCGGACAAAGGGCGGCGGCGGCGGCGGGGGCGGGGCGGCGGCGGGCGGGGCCCGGGGCGGGACCGAGGGGAGCCGGGAACCGGGAACCGGGCACCGGGCACCGGGAUCCGGGCACCGACACCGGGAACCGACACCGGGAACAGGGAACCGGGAACCAGCACCGGGAACCGGGCACCGGCACCGGGAUCCGAGAACAGGGAACCGUGAUCCGGGCACCGACACCGGGAACAGGGAACCAGCACCGGGAUUCGGGCACCGGCACCGGGAACAAGGAACCGACACCGGGAACCGGCACCGGGCACCGGGUACCGGGAACCGACACCAGCCACCGGGCGCCGGUGGGGCGGGGCCUCGGGGGGGGGGGGGGCGUGGCCUCGGGCCGGGACCGUCCGGUCCUUCCCCCCCCCGUCGCCGCCACCGGAAGGGCCCGGCCUGGCCCCAGCGAGGCCCCGCUGCCAGCAUGAGCGAGCGGGUGCUGUGCAGUGCCCGCGCGGCUGUGCUGCUCUACGAUGACCCCCACAAGCAGUGGGUGCCGGCGGGGGGGGGCCCCCAGACCCUGAGCUGUGUCCAGCUCUACCAUCACCCCGGCACCCAUGGCUUCCGCCUGGUGGGGCGCAAGAUGCAGCCCGACCAGCAGGUGGUGCUGAACUGCCCGCUGGGGCGGGGGCUGCGCUACAGCGCGGUGACGCCGCAGUUCCACCAGUGGCGGGAGGCGCGGCGGGUCUGGGGGCUCAGCUUCGGCGCCCCCCGCGAGGCCACCGCCUUCGCCGACGCCGUCCUGUGGGCGCUGCGGGCGCUGGACGAGGGCACCCCCCUUUCCUGGCCAGACCCCGACAGCGCAGAAGACCCCGACCCACAGGAGAGGCAGCCGCUGGAGGACCCCGAGCAUCGCGUGGCGGCCGCAGGCCCCCCCGCUGGAGCCCCGCCGCCGCCCCCUGGCCCCCCCCCACCGCCAGGACCCCCCCCACCUCCUGCCCCCCCCCCCAGAGCGGGGGUCCCGGUGGCCCCCCCAUUACCGGGGGCUGCCGGGGGUGGGGGGGGCCCCGGUUUCGCUGCUGCCAUCGCAGGGGCCAAGCUCCGGAAGGUCAAGCAGGAGGAGGCAGCGGGUGCGGGGACCCCCCCUGCACCCCCCAAGGGUGACAGUGCCCGGGGGGGCGCCGGGGGGGGGUUGAUGGAGGAGAUGAAUGCCAUGCUGGCCCGACGGAGGAAAGCCACGCUGCAGGGGGACAAGCCAGCGCCAAAGAGGGACGAGGACGCCACCAGCGACGAGGCGGAGCCAGGCACUAGGACCCAGGGGCAGCCCGCGGAACCCAUGCGGAGGCCGUGGGAGAAGGGGAGCUCCACACUGCCCAGGAUGAAGUCGGCCGUUCCAGCUGCUCCCGCUGACCCCCCCGGUCCCACUGAGGAGCCUGAACUGGAGCGAAUCAAACAGGAACUGUUGGAAGAGAUGAGGAAGGAGCUGCAGAAGAUGAAGGAGGAGAUCAUUGAAGCCUUUGUGAUGGAGCUGCGGAAGCGGAGCCUGCCCUGACCCCCCCAGACCCCAGAUUUGGGGGUGUGGGGGGGGUCUCACCUCCUCCCUCCCCCAUUCCACUGCCCUGGGCCCCCCCCAGGCUGUGCCUUACCACUUUGGGGGGGCCCCAGCAGCCCCCCCCGCACUGUGCCCCCCUCUCCCCACCGACACUUCAGGGACCUCCCGGGGGCCCUUUUUAUGCCACUUUUGAGUUUUUCACCUUUUUUGGGGUUAUUUUUGGGGUGACCCCCCCCAAAUAAACACAGUUUUGUACAUGA
Molecule: messenger RNA, 2214 nt
Organism: Strigops habroptila (Kakapo)
Lineage: Eukaryota; Metazoa; Chordata; Aves; Psittaciformes; Psittacidae
Gene: VASP
Product: vasodilator stimulated phosphoprotein
Biological process (GO): neural tube closure; positive regulation of actin filament polymerization; actin cytoskeleton organization
Molecular function (GO): profilin binding; SH3 domain binding
Source: RefSeq, a predicted model, not a curated record